CCUUCCGCCACCUUUUCGUGUCCUAUCUGGCGAUAACUAUUAAGUUCUGUAUCGGAGCCGUGAUUUAUGGUCUCGGGGGGGGGUCCUGCUUUCUUUUUCCUUUUAUCACCAUCACCAUACCGGUAGACUAUCUCCCUCUCCCCCUUCAUCUGACUCUGUCUGCGGCAUCUGCGUGGCUCGUGUACUCAACGGGCCUAGAAACUGGGAACUCUAUCAUAUCAUAAUACAAUUGACGCUGGUUUUGUCAGGUUACAAACUUGCGGCUGAUACCGGCACCAGCUACAUAACCCUGGAGUUCGUUGCCCCACCCGGCCCCUUGUCCACCCCCCUGCUCAGUCGACAUCAUCCCGAUCCUUAAACCCCCUCCUCUUCCUUCUCCAAGCUUCAAACUCACCCCACACCACUAGCCUACAACAAACGAGAACGCUCAUCCGUUCCGUUCCUCCUUUCGGUAGUCGCUUGACUUGAUAUUGCGGCCCCCUCUGCUUCUGCACAAACAAACUCAACUACACCCCUCUUUCCACCCUCCCACGAGUUUAACUCCGGAGAGCACAAAUUAGCCAUGUCUUCGAACCAAAGCCAUCCUGCCGAGCGGGAAUUAGUUUAUUGCCACGCCUGCGCAGAGGAAUGGUAUAGAGAUGAGCAUGGCUUGGUUUGCCCGCGCCCAAACUGUGGUAGCGAUGUUGUCGAGAUCGCAAGCUUCCCGUCCCCUUUGUCCUGGUUCUUCUUCCCUGAUGGGGGCCAUCAUUGUACUAAUUAUUAAUCUACGCCUUGCAGAUUGAAAGAAAUAACGAUCCCCGGGUGGGUCGAGGUGGAUUCGCUUUUCAUCACGCACUUGAUGAUGCUGACGAUGAUGACGACGACGAUGAUCACAGACACCGUACCAAUGCCACUUUAUUUCGUUUUGAUGGCCCGGGCUUGAGGGUCACCUCUACACAGCGGAGUUUCCGAGGCCCUCGUAGUUCCGACCAGCCGCCAAGGCAGGGUUCGGCGGGCUCAACGGGCUUGGACGAUGAUAUCCCGCUAGUUGCUACGGAGGAUAUGGUGAAUAUGUUCACGAACAUCAUUCAGACACUGGUUGGUCCUGUGACAUCACCUGGUCAGCCGCCACAUCGGCCAGGUGGGGGUGGAUCGCCACAGUCACACGGGGCUGAUGAACAUAACCACACCCAUUCUCAUGCACAUGCCCACGCACAUGCUCAUAUGUUUGGCCCCGCGGGGCUCAGUGGCUCGGAGAGAUUCUUCUAUGAUUCUGGUGCUAGAUUGAGCCCGAGAGAUGCAGAUGCGCCGCAACCGGCAGGGGAGCCGCGAGUGGUGGACUUGACAGCGAUUCUCAGUUUACUUGGACCUAGGCAGGAGGGGGGUGGGCCUGCACUUGGUCCCGGCCCGGGCGGUUUGCUUGCUCGAUUAAUGGGAAUGCCCCCCGGCGCAGAGGGUGACUUUGUCUAUUCUCAGGCGCAGCUUGACCGAGUGCUUUCACAACUCAUGGAGCAACACCAAGGAAAUGCUCCACCUCCAGCUUCGAGAGAGGCCAUAGAGUCUCUGCCUAAAGUUAAGGUCACUCACCAAAUGGUAUUAGACGGGGACGACUGCGCAAUCUGCAAGGAAGACCUUGUUAUUAAUGAAGAGGUCUCGCAAUUACCAUGUAAACAUUGCUACCACUUCCAAUGCGUCUCGAGAUGGCUAGAAGAGCAUGAUACUUGCCCUAUAUGCAGGCAUCCAAUUACACCAGAAGAUCCACGACAACAGCCACAGUCACCAAAUGCGCAACAGCCCCGACCAGCUGUAUGGCCAUUUAACACUUCUUUACGCCCGCCGAACGAGUCACAAUCACCUGGUGGUUCUUCCUCCCCCAGCAAUGGCGGCAACAGUGGUUCUAGAAGUAGCGGUGGAAGCAGACUUGCGGACCUGUUUAGGCGAGGCUAGGGAGCGGGUGGUGGGGAGCUUUUUUUUUCUUCGAAAAAAAAAUUAGGCGAACUGUGGGAGUCAGGUUUCAUCGAUUUUUCCCCUUCUCCAUCCUCCUUCCUGAGUCGAUUUUUACCUCUUCCUCUGCGUUACCUUUUCGCUGUUUCGGUUCUCGACUGAAACCCUGUCCUGAUCAAGUAAUCCUGUAAAAAAAAUCAAUUCUGCUCUGUGGGUGAUUCUUUUUCUUUUCUCCUUUCUCCUUUCUCCUUUUCGUUAUAUCUAUCUAAGCUAGGGAUCGCAUUCUUUCUCUUAUUCUAUUUUAUUGUCUCGUUGCUUCUCGUUCAACGAUAGAGGUUUACCUUUUUGUAACCCUAGGAUCUGAAAUACUGAAAUUAACUUGCUGGUAUGGGGAUAUCUACGGCAGGGUGUCUAUGGGCAAAUUAUUUUCGGUGGCUUUUUUUGUGUUUAGCCUUGAUAAUUUGCUGGCUUGGGUUGUGUGUCUUCGAAAUCAAGGAGAUUUAAUGGUGCUUCUGUGUCAAUUCUUGUUUUUCUUUAGAAUAUGUAUUGCGUGCGGGUUCUGAAGAUAGUGGUAAGCGGCAGUCGGAGCAUGGAUAUCGUAGUCAAUUUUUCUUCCCAAUAAUAAGGUUAAUACAAG
Tuber melanosporum (Perigord truffle) is the source of this 2560-nucleotide messenger RNA. RefSeq lists its product as uncharacterized. Gene Ontology annotation, cellular component: cytoplasm. The transcript is spliced from 3 exons. Gene Ontology annotation, biological process: protein ubiquitination. The record is from RefSeq and is a predicted model, not a curated record. Gene Ontology annotation, molecular function: ubiquitin protein ligase activity. NCBI's taxonomy places the organism in Eukaryota, Fungi, Ascomycota, Pezizomycetes, Pezizales, Tuberaceae. Bases 1051 to 1926 code for a protein of 291 amino acids.